AUGCAACUGAACCGCACCCUUAAAUGGUGCCAUAAACGAUUGGUUCCCAAUUGCCCCACCGGUAAACUGCGCUUUGAAAGCACAUCGACUGUUCGAGGAGCCACCGUUGAAAGGCUAAAGAUACCGAUAGACCAAAUUAAAAGCAUCUCCGAGCCACAGAUAGACUUCGGAUUGCCAAUUGCGGUUGCGAAGUCCAGAAGGGUCGCCAAAGGCGCACGCAAUGUAAGCAACGCUUUACCGCCCACGCUGCAAUACGUCCGUGAUACUAUGGACAGACACAAGAACUAUGUAGUUUUAACCCAGAUGGGCUCCUUUUACGAGCUCUACUUCGAGCAUGCUGAAAUAUAUGCUCCUAAGCUGAACUUGACGCUGACCAGCCGUGAGUAUACACACGGUAAAGUAUCCUUUGCAGGUUUUCCAGUACACCAAAUCCAGCGCCAUCUCAAAGUCUUGGUCAAGGAUCACGGAUAUAGUGUUGCUAUUGCUGACCAAUUUUUAAAAGAUUCUUCAAUUACGAAUGAAACCAACCGGUUUCUCAGGCGUGUCACCAGAAUUGUAACACCAGGUACAUUCAUGGACGAGGCGUUUGAAAAUCUCCAAGAGAAUACUUAUCUUUUGAGUAUUGAAUUUCCAGGAAAAGCUACUCUCAGAACUGCUGAUAUUGACAUGAAAAUUGGCUUGUGUUGGUGUGACAUCUCAACAGGUGAAGUAUAUGUACAGCAGGUCUCUCUGAAGGAUACUGUGUCCGCUAUUACAAGAAUUGGGCCUCGAGAAAUACUUCUUGAUGAAGAAUUGAUGAGUUUUUCGCUAGAAAAAGGAGAGUGGUUCACUGAACUGGUUGAACUUAAAAAGUAUUUUGUAAAAUACCAGCGGCUUCCUUCUGGUCACAGAGAAAUGAAAACUUUUUACCAUCUUUUCAACUGUGACGAGGAGGUUGAUCGAAGUUUUGCCAAACUAGACUCAACCGUUCGUGACUUGACGCAAAAAGAAACAGCAGCGCUAAGGAAUAUACUCUUUUAUAUCGAAGAGCAUUUACCGAACGCUCAGGUAAACUUACAAACUCCUCAGCGGCAGCUAACAACAUCCAUCAUGCAAAUCGACUCUAGAACAAACUCCUCUCUAGAACUUACCUCUACCAUGAGAUCUAAUAGCAGAAAGGGUUCAUUAUUAUCUGUUAUACGUCGUACGGUAACUCCUUCGGGUAGUAGACUCUUGUCCCAAUGGCUAUGUGCGCCAUCUUUGAACCUUUCAGAAAUCCAUCGGCGCCAAAAGCUGGUGAAACUCUUUAAAGAAAAUGAUGACUUGAUGAAAACGAUCUUUAGGACAUUAAAGCAAACAUAUGACAUGCCGCGUAUCUUACAAAAAUUUACAUUCGGUAAGGGAGAGGCGACAGAGCUGCUCCAAUUGGCUCAUUCGCUUCAAAGCGCCGGAGUUAUCUUAAAACUGCUUCAAAAAGCAUCUGAAAAGACGAAUAAAAUGCCUCUAACAAAGCUUACUAGUUCAUUGAUAUCUCCUUUGCAGUGCAAUGAAUUUUUGAUAGAAAAGGUGCUCGGCACUUUGGAUGAGGAGCAGUUCCUCAGAUCUCGGAAAGCUCCGGCAGAAUUCGAGAGCCUUGGUACAGAAAAUGGUGGACAAAAAGGCCUAGACGUCGAUCCACUUGGGGAAUCUUCACCUUGGGUUGUUCAAUCGAAUGCCUCUUCACAAUUGCAAAAGCUUCAUAAACUUCAUAACGAACUUUUGGUAAGCCGUGACAUUUUGCGCCAUGAUCUGGAAUCAUUCUUCACUACUAAAUUCCAAGCUAGAACCGUUCAGCUCAAACUUAAGCAAAGCAAUGAAUUUGCUAUCCACAUCACAGCCAGUCCUUCAAACAUCAGAGAAAUUAUGUUUAAACUUAAGGAAGGGCUCCUGUUCCGGGAAGAAUUGUUCCGUGUUAUACAAAAGUCUGCACAAACAUGCUGGUUGAGUCAUGAAUCCUGGCUCGAGCUUGGACACGAAUUAGAACUCACCGCAAUGAAAAUAAAAAAGGAAGAGAGCGCCUAUAUGAAUGAACUCAAAGGCGAAUUUGUAAAAAGAAGUUCUUCUAUUAGGCGCAUAGCCCAUACUUUAGACUAUCUUGAUGUACUAACAUCCUUUGCUAAAUUGAGUUUAGAGAAGAGUCUAACUUGCCCUUCCGUUAAUUCAACGACGGAAUUCAAUGUCACCUCUGGUCGUCACAUAAUGGUAGAAGAUGCACUUUCUACUAAAUCUUUAGAGCAUUUCACGCCAAAUGAUUGCAAUAUCCAAGCUCAAGAACUCUGGAUAGUAACUGGUCCAAACAUGGGCGGUAAAUCGACGUUCCUUAGGCAAAAUGCAAUAAUAGCAAUUUUAGCUCAAAUUGGGUGCUUCGUUCCUUGUAAAUCGGCAACAAUUGGUCUCGUCGAUAAAAUCUUUAGCCGUAUGGGCUCAGCCGAUGAUUUAUACAAUGAAAUGAGUACAUUCAUGGUAGAAAUGGUCGAAACUAGCUACAUUCUAAAUGGCGCCACAUCAAGCUCACUUGCAAUAUUGGACGAAAUAGGAAGGGGGACCAGUGGAAAAGAAGGUGUCAGCAUUGCUUAUGCUACCUUAAAGCAUCUGAUUGAAAGGAAUAAAUGUCGAUCACUCUUUGCGACGCAUUUUGGAACCGAAUUACAAGCACUGGUGAGGGGUAAAUGCCACCCCGAACAGCAACAGAAGAUUUCCUUUUAUCAAAGUGCUGUGCUUGAUGUUGGUGAAAAUGAGUUUUACUACGAUCAUCGGCUAACACCAGGGGUUUGUACACAAUCAGAUGCAAUAAAAGUUGCGUUGAGGGCUGGUUUUCCUAGGGACUCGUUAUUGCAUGCGGAAGAAGUACUGAAAGCUUAG
Molecule: messenger RNA, 2880 nt
Organism: Lachancea dasiensis
Lineage: Eukaryota; Fungi; Ascomycota; Saccharomycetes; Saccharomycetales; Saccharomycetaceae
Source: the annotation of a GenBank genome assembly